This is a messenger RNA of Ilex paraguariensis (yerba mate), 1344 nucleotides long. The record is from the annotation of a GenBank genome assembly. NCBI's taxonomy places the organism in Eukaryota, Viridiplantae, Streptophyta, Magnoliopsida, Aquifoliales, Aquifoliaceae.
GUUCAAUACCUCGAUUAUUCCAAAUUUCACUUAAGCAACCCCCUUGAAUUAUAACGUUCGCUCAUUCUUGUUUCUCACUUCACAGUAGACUUGUGACAGAAAGUAGAGAGAGAUUGAGAGAUGGAGAAGAUCCAGCACAAGAUGGUUCCUGUAAACGGCCUAAACAUGCACGUAGCUGAACUGGGUCAAGGUCCUUUAGUCCUAUUCCUCCACGGCUUCCCUGAACUCUGGUACUCAUGGCGCCACCAGAUCCUCUACUUGGCCGCUCACGGCUACCGAGCGGUGGCUCCGGACCUCCGCGGCUACGGCGACACCACGGGUGCACCCAUUAACGAUCACACCAAGUUCACCACUCUCCACAUUGUGGGUGACAUCGUUGGACUCCUUGAUGCUGUUGCACCAAACGAAGACAAGGUGUUUGUUGUGGGUCAUGACUGGGGUGCAUUCAUUGCUUGGUACUUGUGCUUGUAUAGACCUGAUAAAGUCAAGGCACUGGUGAACUUGAGUAUUCCUUUUUUGCCGAGGAAUCCUUCGAUGAACAAUGUUGAUAAGCUUCGUGCUCUCUACGGAGAUGAUCACUACAUCUGCCGAUUUCAGGAACCUGGAGAUAUUGAAGCCGAGUUUUCCCAGAUUGGUGUUAAAAGACUUGUGAAGAAAUUUCUUACCUACCGCACUCCUGGUCCAUUUUAUUUCCCUAGAGGUAAAGGGUGGGUUGGUGAUUCACCUAAUACUCCAAUUGUUUUGCCAUCUUGGUUGUCAGAAGAAGAUGUUGAUUAUUAUGCCAGCAAAUUUGAGAAGAAUGGCUUCACUGGAGGAGUGAACUACUACCGAGCUUUUGAUAUAAACUGGGAACUCACUGCACCCUGGACUGGAGCUCAAGUGAAAGUACCAACUAAGUUUAUUGUGGGGGAGUUAGACUUGACCUAUCAUAUGACAGGCAUGAAGGAAUAUAUACACAACGGUAGGUUCCAGAAAGAUGUGCCAUUGUUGCAGGAAGCCAUAGUAAUCGAAGGAGCUGCCCACUUCAUCAAUCAAGAGAAGCCUGACGAGAUCAACAAGCACAUUUAUGACUUUAUCCAGAAGUUCUGAAUUUUCCCUCUCUUCAUAUCCGUUUCUUUGAGGUGAUUGUUACACAUGUAGCUGUAUUAUGAUCGACAACGAACUGUAACAAUUCUCAGCAAAUAAUGAGUGGCAUGAUGCCAUUGAUGAACAAGAAGUUACAAAGUUUUCCAAAAUUUACCCCGUACUCUUAUGCAUGUUGAAUAAAACUCUAUCUGUUGUUUGUUUGGUAUUUGAGAUAGAUUAUGUAUUUGUCAUAGCAUUUUGGAUUUCGUGUAACUGACC